UGACUACUCCGCUACUUCUCUGAGCAUUUCAUCUUCUUCUUCAGCCUCUACAGUCUUGAGAGUGGGAGAGUGACUUUGAGAGCAAAAAGACUGAUUUUUAAGAGAUUCUGGAUUUGGAAUUAUUUUAUUACUAAAAUAAGAGAAAAUGGUGAUGAGUAACAGCAAGUAUGAACAAACAAGAACACAGAGAAUGGAAGAGAACAAGAAGAGAAUGGAUGAACUCAAACUCAAUAGUUUGGUUCUCAAUCUCAAAAACUCCUCAGCGAAACCCUCACAGGAAAAACCACCAAAACGAAGAAUGAUUCAGAAAAAGCUGGAGUUUGUUCAAGUACGAAGAUCAAGUCGUAACGCCGACAAACCCACGCCGGUUUACAAAGAAGUUUUUGUUUUUGAGUAUGAAAGGGCUAUUAGAAAAGGGUCAAGACCUAGAGGAUUGAGAGAUUCAAUGGAGAAUUUCCCAGUAGCAAGUGAGAAAGAAAGAGCAAUUGCAACUGAGAAAGCUUGUGAACUUGAGUUAUCUCUUGGAAAUGAAUUUCAAUCUUUUGUUAAACCUAUGCUUCAUUCUCAUGUUAACCGCGGCUUUUGGUUGGGUCUGCCUAAUGGUUUUUGCAAGAAGUACCUACCCAGAAAGGAUGCAUCAAUUACACUGGUUGAUGAAAAUGGAGAAGAGUGUGUUACAAAUUACCUUGCGGAGAAGGUUGGCUUAAGUGGUGGCUGGAGAGGAUUUGCCUUGGAUCACCAACUUAUUGAUGGGGAUGCUUGUGUAUUCCAAUUAAUCAAGCCUACCCAAUUUAAGGUUUACAUAGUCCGGGCAGCUAAUGUUUCAUAUCCUGAGGAAUCAGCUGGUGUUUCAAAUGAUGAGGAAUCCUCCUCAUAGAUUAGAUCUUCUCGAAUCAGAGCAACAGCAGACGGAGUAAAAAAUGGAAGGUUUCGCGCAACAACAGAUGGAGUUGGGGAAAGUUUUUUGGUUGUUGUUGUUGCUAGUGCCAUGCACUGCAUUUUGUCAAUAAGAUAUCUUACUCUUACAAUUUCAAUGAGGUCUUUUUGUUAUUCGAAAGUUCAAACCAAACUGUAGGUUCUUGCUACAAUGUCUUGUUUCGAAUACGAAAAAUCUGUUACGCUUUUCAUGAA
This is a messenger RNA of Papaver somniferum (opium poppy), 1131 nucleotides long. Its product is annotated as B3 domain-containing protein At3g19184-like. The transcript is spliced from 6 exons. Gene Ontology annotation, molecular function: DNA binding. The record is from RefSeq and is a predicted model, not a curated record. Bases 146 to 877 code for a protein of 243 amino acids. Lineage: Eukaryota; Viridiplantae; Streptophyta; Magnoliopsida; Ranunculales; Papaveraceae.